Messenger RNA from Vigna unguiculata (cowpea), 1108 nucleotides. Its product is annotated as transcription factor MYB48-like. Lineage: Eukaryota; Viridiplantae; Streptophyta; Magnoliopsida; Fabales; Fabaceae. Gene Ontology annotation, cellular component: nucleus. Gene Ontology annotation, molecular function: DNA-binding transcription factor activity; sequence-specific DNA binding. Gene Ontology annotation, biological process: regulation of DNA-templated transcription. The record is from RefSeq and is a predicted model, not a curated record.
UCAUAGAAUCCGUAAGUUAUCAAGUGAAGAGUUAUAGAAGAGGAGAAAAAAAUGGUUCAAGAAGAAAUGAGAAGGGGUCCAUGGACAGAACAGGAGGAUCUGAAACUGGUGUAUUUUGUAAACAUGUUUGGAGAUCGUAGGUGGGACUUUAUAGCAAAGGUAUCAGGUUUGAAUAGAACAGGUAAGAGUUGCAGGUUACGGUGGGUUAAUUACCUCCACCCUGAUCUCAAACGAGGGAAGCUGACAUCCCAAGAAGAACACCUCGUCAUGGAGCUUCAUUCCAAAUGGGGAAAUAGAUGGUCAAGAAUUGCUCGGAAGCUACCAGGGCGCACUGACAAUGAGAUUAAGAAUUUCUGGAGGACUUUCAUGAGGAAAAAGAAGGCUCUAGAGAAAAAACGAGCAUCACCAUCAUCAUCUUCCGGUUCUCUAUCUUCACUCUCCUCAAACAACCAUGCUGUUGAUGCUGAUGAUUCACAUGCUUCCAAAGAGGUUGGAGAGGAGAGUUUUUACGACACAGGUGGAUAUGAUGACAUAAUGGGGUUGAUCGGUGCUGGAGAAGAGUGUUCUUUGGAUGAUAUAUGGAAAGAUAUUGUUUUGUCAGAAGAUAACAAUAACAAUAACAAUAACAAUAUCAAUAUUCUGCAACAACCUGUGUACGAAUUGCACAGUGAAGAGGGUUCAAAGAUUUAUUCCCCAUCAUCAUGGGAGUACAAUUGUUCUCACCCUUUAUGGGUGAUGGAUGAUGAAGAAGAAAGCAACAAGAUGUUGUUUCCUGCAUCAAGUGACCAAUACUAUUCCUGGUAUGAACAAGGGAAUGCAUUUCUAACUGGCUAACUAGGGAUUCCUAAUUUUUUUAAUCGUUAUCAUGUUGUAACGCUGUCUGUGCCAUCUGCAACAAUAAGAAGAAGGCUUAACAUGUACAGCACAGUAUCUUUGAGCUUUCGGCAUGGUUUUUCAUAGUGUGACACAGCUGUAAUGGAAAGUGUAGUCUAUGUGUUUGUGAUUUUGCUUUAACCAACAUCCAAUAGGGGAGGUUGAAUGUUCUGAAUGUAAAAUACACAUCAGCACUUUGUUUAAAAUGAAGUUUCAAUAUCUGGUCUGAAACCUA